AUGCCACAUACAACCGCGGACGACGUCUCGCCGACUUCUUCCAGCUCACCAGAUUCAACGGCAGCCUCCGUGGUCGUCCAUCGGACCAGGGGUAUUAAGCGUUCCUCAGGGGUACCGCCACUUUUCAUACACUUGACUAAGCCUGUCGCUACAUCUUCCGGUCAUUAUGAGUGCAGAAACUUGUCAUCGCCUUCACCGCGCCAUGAAGGUGACAUCGGGCAAGAAGUCGAUGAGGCCUGGAAGACUUUGGAUAAUAUCACCGCCUUGCAAUUUUUCCUAGAUCAUGACCGUGGAGCGUUGGCUCCGCCGACCCCAAUAUCCCCUUUUACAGACAUGGACCUUCUUGCAGUUCAGCGCACAUCACAGCGAUCGCCCACCCACCACAAGAAGCCAUUCCAGAAAUGGAUGAACACACUGCGGAAACGCGGCAUGCAACGCCUGAGAAAUGCAGACUUGGACCCUGUCUCCCCAAAAUCUUUUCGUAAUAUAGACACCGAAGUGGCCAAGUCUUACCAGCGUGGCCACCGCCGAUGCUCGUCUUCAGACUCAUCAAUCGAUUUCGUCACCGCGAUGAAAAGCCCGAGUAUAAGCCUCGCAAGCUUCACUGCCUUAGGUCUCCCACGACGAAAUGCCGGCGUCACCUCCAACAAAGCUCCUUCACGGACGGGUCGCAGCAGCAGGGCUUCCAUGUCAGGGCUGAGAACCUCUGAAGAUAGCCAGUAUCCAGCCAAGUCUCCGGCAAUGGAUCCUGCUAUCGUAGAACGCUCUCUGCAGCGCCGACGUAUUCUUGACGAGUUGAUCAGUACAGAGGAAGGUUACAUAGCAGAUGUACGCUUUCUCAUGAAUGUUUAUGUCACCAUCCUCGCGUCUCUCCCUACACAGUCCCCUGGCCUGAGAUCUUCAAUCAACAGAAACAUGACGGAAAUUGUUCAACUUCACGAGGAGCUGCUGGAAGAACUGCGAUUAGCCAUCCCUGAUUCCGAGUAUGUCCAGUAUGAAACCUCCACCUCCCAACCCCCAAAGUCAGCAAGACGAGGUCAUUAUCGUUGGCGAAGUCUAGACUCUGUUCCCGAGGAUAAGAGCGACGGAAUGGCGUGGCUACGGGCCAUUCCUGGGGUGAUAGCUGACCCUCAGGUGGCUGCUGAAGUCGCCAGAAUUUUCAUCUCAAAGAUGAACUCAUUUUUUAUAUACGAAGAAUACGGCGCCAAAUAUGAGCUCAUGAUCAAGGAUAUCGCGGAGGCCCGUCGAACAAUGACGGACUGGGAAAAGUACCAGAAGGGCUUGGAGACAUUGGCUGCGUCGCUGGGGCCAGAAAAGAGUCACCGUGAAAGCUCCAAAAAGUCUUUAACCGUUUCAGAUCUACUUGUAAAGCCGAUACAACGCGUCUGCAAAUACCCCCUUCUCUUUGCGGAGCUCUUAAAGUAUACUCCUGUUGUCGACUGUCCCCAGUCCCACAUGAUGGUUGAAGAUGCCCUUUUACGUCUCAGAGAAGCCACGGCAGAGAUAAACCGGGCAACUGAUGACCCUAAGAUCAAAUGCACACUUCAAAGAACCUGGAAUCUUCAGGAUCGCCUCGUCUUUGCUGAUCAGAUUCUCGAUGCGGCCUCAAAGAAUCGCAUUCGCUCCUUUGGUCACAUCCACCUCUGCGGCGCGCUACAUGUUUGCUGGCAGACGAAGGACUCCGUAUCUGGGCAAUACUUGAUAUGUCUGCUCUAUCGAGAUUGGCUGUGCAUCGCAUCUGCAAGCAGAUUUGGACAAACAUACACAAUUCUAUUGUGUGUCUCUUUGAUGAAUGUCAAGGUUGAAGAAGCUGACAACGGAAGAGGGCUUCAGUGUCAUACAGCACCCUACUCGUGGAAGCUUGUUUUCCAGUGCGAUAAUGAGUUGUACGAGAUCAUCAUGACUGCUUGCAGUCCUCGAGAAUACCAAGAAUGGCGCGGACGUUUAGAACAAUCAAGCUCAGCACACAUCCCCGGUCCCUUGAACCCAAUGUCCUUUCGGGCCCACUCUAUGAAUAUCAAGAGUUUGGGCACUGUCUUUGGAAAGCCAGGUACCGUCGCUCGACGAAUUUCGAUCCAUCGUGCAAGUACUGCCGGGCCCAAGACGACGCUCUACCAAGUAGUCCUGAAGAACACUACCGUUGAAAGAGAAAGUUCUGUCGCGGUCGCCACAGUAUCAGCCAAGACUCGUCUCCAUAGGUCACAGUCACUCGUGGCGCCGCCAGAGAGUCGCGUCACUAUCCUCUCCCCUUCGAGGGGUGAUCGGUCCAGGCUGGAAGCAAUCUUGUCAGAUGUGUGGACGCGUGAGGCUCUACCCUUUCCGGGAAUGACGGUCCGUUCACGAAGUGAGCAUCUGGUCCGCUCGAGCGCUUCUUCGGUGAUGAGGAAGCUCAGUGUGGCAAGCAUCGCAAGCUCCUUCACCAAGCGGUCUGUGAGCAUGGCCAGUACUACGACGACUCGUGCUUGCGCCUCUGUGGUUACUGCCAUGGACGACAGUAACAACAUGGCUCUGCUUGCGACCAAGACUGUGAUCGAGAAUCACCGCGGCGCCUCGUUCCUAAGAUAUCAGAAAAGAGGUGAUUCUUCAAGUCAUGUAACGAUUGAUACGAAGAGUGUUGCUACAAUGCCUAUAGGAUCGGGCGAUGAUAGGAACAGCAGUGAUGGUUUAGGUUCGAAUGGAGUCCUGUCAGUUUCAGAUACUGCUCUUGACAAGUAUGGAAUCACUACUGGGAGCAAGGAUCCUCGAGUGGCGAUUGGGGACAGGUCUCACGAGCCCGCUGUCCAGAUCUCAAGGGCUGAUCUUUCGAUGCUACCUCUAUCUCCAGCUAUCACGGCAUUCGAUGGAGUCGAUAGCGCAUUGGCAAGCUGCCAGAAUUCGGUAGUAUCGUCGAGGUCGGACAAAGCAACGCCGGUAUCCGAGAUCAUGCCAAUACCUCUUGACCAACCACUGCCUGGACGCUUGGACACGAUGUCGAUUCGCGCCAGCAGCGAAGCUGUUCCCACGACGCCAAGUCGAAGAGGUACGGGAGAUACAGCCGGCUGUGGUAGCGAACCGCCGUCUUCUAUCAAAUCGGCGCGACGUUGGAAAAAGGGUGGAAUAAAUCGUGGGGUAAGUUUUCGGGGACUUCGCAACUUGUUUGCUUGA
Molecule: messenger RNA, 3144 nt
Organism: Pyricularia grisea
Lineage: Eukaryota; Fungi; Ascomycota; Sordariomycetes; Magnaporthales; Pyriculariaceae
Exons: 7
Coding region: 1-3144 (1047 amino acids)
Biological process (GO): regulation of GTPase activity
Cellular component (GO): cytoplasm
Molecular function (GO): guanyl-nucleotide exchange factor activity
Source: RefSeq, a predicted model, not a curated record